AUGGAAUCGAGAAGAAAGUCCACAGUCCACGUCAACUCCGCCAAAAGGGAAAAGGGGAGUGGCGUUUCUGCUCAUAUCGAGUUAGAGCGCUUAGAGCAAGAAACCACAUUGGUUCUUCAGGAGAUCGACAGGAAUCUCUCCCAAGCCAAUGCUGUAAUCACGGACAAGAUUCUUCCUGUUUUGACAAGAUACCACUCAGCUCUGAGCAAUGUCUGGAGCAAUGUUUCAUUCUGGAAACGUUUCGUCGAAGAAGCUUCAGAAACUAAGGUCUGUCCCGAGGAGUCCAAGGUGGAUGGAGAUACUGCGCAGACUGGAUUUCAACAGACCGAAGGUACUUCAGAGAAGAAGGACGUGCUUAACGAACUAGAUCUGCAACAAAACUCGACAUUGACUUCAGACUUCCAAAUGGAAGCUUCCACUCCACAGCUCAAAUCGAGGCAUCUGCUCCAGCCCAGCACGUCCCCUCAAAGAUCUGCUACAAGAUAUCCUCGUGUACUGAUAUCGCCUCGAAAGCGUGGCUCUGGUCGCUAUGAUGCUACCGAUCCUAGAAGACUGUCCAUGCUUCAAAACUUUCUCAACUCGUCCCCUACCCUUCCCGAACCUCCAAAACUCACAAGUGACGUGAAUCACCAUUUCCCGUCGAGUUCAGGAGUCUCUAAAACGAAUCAUUCGGAUCCCGUCCCCAACCCCGCCGUCAGGCUUUUGCUGCCGGCAGAGGUGACACCAAAAGGUCGUCAGAGGUUCCCUCGUACACCCACAUUCGGUUCAGGCGCUGGAGGCCAAAGUGAGCAUCAGGCUGCAGAUCAGGAAGCUACAGACCAGGAGGAGAUAGAUAGCGGAGAACAGAAGUCGAAAUCAGUAUCUCAAAUCUUCGAGGACGUCUUGCAGCCUUCUCCGGAAAAAGAACAACAAGAACUCGAGGCUGAAGAGAAUGCACCUAUUAACACAGCCAAUGUUACACAAAAUUUGCUGAGAAGCAUUGAUCAAACCAACGAUAGUACGGUCAAUAGCUCAGAGCUUGGCUCAAUCCUCGGUGAACGAUGGAAGGCUCUCACUCGGACACUCAGAAAAUCCACCUAA
Messenger RNA from Candidozyma duobushaemuli, 1080 nucleotides. It is a transcript of the gene ASK1, whose product is annotated as Ask1p. The coding region runs from base 1 to 1080 and encodes 359 amino acids. Gene Ontology annotation, cellular component: DASH complex; mitotic spindle; mitotic spindle pole body. NCBI's taxonomy places the organism in Eukaryota, Fungi, Ascomycota, Pichiomycetes, Serinales, Metschnikowiaceae. The transcript has 2 exons. The record is from RefSeq and is a predicted model, not a curated record. Gene Ontology annotation, biological process: attachment of spindle microtubules to kinetochore.